AUGGACGAGAGAUUGUUAGCAAAUAUUGAUCCGAUGGAAAUGGACAGUACUGGAGUUGCUAAAGUAUCAGCACACAUUGACCAGAUGACUGCCUCCCACGAUACAGUCGAGACUAUUCCUAGCUCAUGGCAAGAAAGAUCCCACGCCUUCUUUCGGUGGAUAUACACACCAUUGGGGGCUUGCAUCACAAUUUACGGUCUGAAUGUGGUCGCAUGGGGCGGAAUGCUCUUCCUUUUAAUGUGCAACGCUGCGCCCGCAAUGUGCCAUCCAAGUUGCGAUAGCAUUGACUCAUCACGUCGCAUUUGGAUUGAAAUCGAUUCGCAAAUCUUAAACGCCCUUUUCUGCGUCACUGGACUUGGCUUGGCACCGUGGCGUAUCCGUGACCUUUACCAAUGGUCUUUCUGGCGAUUGGGCCGGUCGGAAGAGAGUCGACGAAAAGGGCUCGAUCGCCUUGCUGAGAUCCAUAAGAACUGGUUCCUGAGAUCUCAAGAGCUGACUCUGCUUCCUAUAAAAGCCCAACAGCUGCAUCUAGCUGAACAGGCCACGCCCACCCCGUUGUGGAAAAUAGAUGUUGUGGUAUGGGGUAAUAUCCUUAACACGGUUUUUCAGAUCUGUUUGGCUGUUUGUAUGUGGGCGAUGAAUCGCUUCAACCGACCAAGUUGGACAACUGGUCUUUUUGUCGGACUUGCUUGUGCUGUUGCUGGAGUUGCUGGGAUUUUGAUGUGGUUGGAGAAAAGACGUGUUAGGAAAGCCAACGAGCACCCCGGUGCUCUUCUUUUGAUUCCUCGUGCUACGCAACCAAUUUUACCAGAUAGAAGGGGCGGCAAGUAUAGCUCUAACCCGCAAUCGUAA
Molecule: messenger RNA, 852 nt
Organism: Penicillium vulpinum
Lineage: Eukaryota; Fungi; Ascomycota; Eurotiomycetes; Eurotiales; Aspergillaceae
Product: DUF2985 domain-containing protein
Exons: 2
Coding region: 1-852 (283 amino acids)
Source: RefSeq, a predicted model, not a curated record